AUGAACAAGUCCUCGAGUAGUGGAAGAACAAAGCAUAAAAACGAGGACGAUAAAAUAAUUCCGGCUUCGUCAAAUUCCAAAAUAUUUCCUUGUGUUGUCGUCGUCGCUGCCGCCGUGGUCUCAAAGCUGGAGCCACCAGAGACGGCGCUCGGACCAGCUGGAGGAAAUAGCUUGUGGACCAAGUCGAUAAUAUCACCCAACACAACGGGCAGUGACCCUACGGGAGGGGGCAACCGGCCUUUUGCGGCCACCCCCAACAACCAAACCACUUCGCCCUUCUCCGCCCCGGGUACUCCUAAUUACCAGAGCGGAGGAGGGGGCGGUUACCCGACGAGCGGGAGUGUGCCCGCAGCAGGAAGUCCAUUUACACCGCAAGGGGGUGCAGCUUCCGGCGGCGGCCCCUCCACCCCGUGCCCACCCCCUCACUACGCCCACUCCCCAGUCCCCUCUGGCUCCUCCACCCCCGUCGGAUUCAAUUCUCACGGCCCACCUCACGGCGGAGGUCAAUUUAACCCUCAAUCCGGCCUUUACAACGGUCCCGGUGGUCCCAACUCGCCAUAUUUCAACAACUUUCCUCCCAACGGCGGUGGUCCACCUCCACGGCCGAGAAACAACUCGUUCCCGCCCUAUCCAAACCAAGGCCCCUUCGUUCCCGGCGGGGGUGGACAUAACAACAAUUUUGUCCCACCCCCUUUCCCCUCACAUCACUACUCUCAACAACAAAUACCUCCCGUCCGACUUGCAUCAAGCGUAGAUUGUUACCGUUCCAUGUUAUUUUCUGAAAUUGUAGAGACGUUUUGA
This is a messenger RNA of Folsomia candida, 801 nucleotides long. RefSeq names its product translation initiation factor IF-2. The coding region runs from base 1 to 801 and encodes 266 amino acids. Lineage: Eukaryota; Metazoa; Arthropoda; Collembola; Entomobryomorpha; Isotomidae. The transcript is spliced from 4 exons. The record is from RefSeq and is a predicted model, not a curated record.